GCUUCACUUUUGGAAGCUCGUUCCAAACGCUUCGCCAUUGUAACCGUGUGGGCCGUAGGGAAAAUAUCAAAGUGAAAUUGACUAUUAGUAUCACACGCAAUGGACAAGUCGCACGGCAGUUGCGAUUGUUGUAAACAAUGGUAUCAGAAACACAUUACACUUAAGAGAAAGAUUGCUGAAAGAAGCCUCCAGAUUAGCAAGUUCCAGCAGCUUGAACAGGAGAACAAUAAGCUGAGGGAUGAGCUUCGUGAGAUGCAGGAAUCGUCACAGACAUUGCGUGCUGAUUGUGCGGGGUACAAGAAGCUCUCCAGCAGCCAAUGUGCGGAGCUGGCACGCUUGAACAAGCAGCGAGAUGAGGCCUACCAUGCACAGCAGGAGGCACAGACAUCGCUGCAAAGUUGCCAGGCCACCCUGGGGCAGUACAAGGCACUUGUCGAACAGCUGCAGGAGGAGGCCAAAGGCAAGGCUCAGACAAGGCCACAUGAUGCUUUCACUGCAGUAUCCAGGCUGGAAAAGAAGCUUCAGGCGUGCACCCAGCAAGCGAAGCAGGCACGCUCCCAGCACAAGAAAGCGAUGGGCUGGCUUCGAGGCUUUCAUAAACUGCUGAGACAUCCAGAGUCUUGGACCAGCAAGGAGUUGCAGCUGCAAGUGGAGCACCUCGCCACCCUCGUGCACGCUGAGGAAAGCUCAGAUGAAGACUUGCAGCGUGAUGCACGUCAGUUGGAAGCACUUCUUCGAGAUUAUGAAACUUCAACCCAAGAAUUGACUACAGAAGACCUGACUACAGAAGACCUGAUUGCAAGAGCAAGAGAAAUGCAAAUUCCAAAUCCAAUAUCCCCAUUGCCUCCAUCACCACCAUCACAUUGUAUGCUUGUGCCAGAUCCAGUGCCCUUUGUGUCAUCAUACUCCACGCUACUAUCAGCUUCAUCAGAGCCAGAACCUCCAACACCUUCACCCGAGCUUCGCCCAUCAGCAGUUCCAUCAGACCACAUGCUACUAGCACCAUCAUCUGAGCAAAUGCUAUUAGAAUGCCCAUCACAGCUUGUUCCAGCCGAGCCUUUGUAUGUAAAUACUCAGUCAGAACUUGUGCCGGCAGCACUUCUGUCAGAGCCUGUGCUGCCGACAGUCCUCCACAACACUGCUCAAAUGAAAUCGUUGGGCUCAGUUUCACUACUGCCCCACCUAGAACAAUUGCAGCAAGGACCUCCCUUGGAGCCAUUGCUACCAACAUGUUCAUCAGAUAUGAUUCCACAAGCAACCCUGUCAACAUCAACACCAUUGGCACCUAUGUCAGAUCCUGUGAGGCUCACACAACAUUCGGAGUCAGCACCACCUGUUUCAGUGGAAUCAGAGCCAACAUCAUUGAUUGUCCUGUCAGAACCAGCAUCACCUGCUUCUUCAUUGGAACCAAAGUCAUUGUUGGCGCCACCUGCUUCUUCGUUGGAACUGGAGUCACUGUCGGCACCACCUGCAAGUUCCUCGAGAGGCCCAAGGCGCUCUCGGCCGAGCCGAGAGCACCGGCUGCCGGCUUGGAUGAGAUAUUACACUAAAUAGUUCGUCUGACAUGUACAGUCGAGGAGGAGAAAUACACAAGUUUGUGAGACCUAAGCCUCUCUACCUAGAUGACGGCCUCGAGACCUUGGGCUCUGGCAGCAUCUUCGGCCUGCUGGAUUUCCUUAAGUUAGUCUUCUGGUGCAGAGCUGACCAGCGCAGUCUCCCACUGCUCUCUGGUCUAGUCGAGUGCAAAAUUUUAGAGACCACGGGAGCGGCAACUAAACUGUGUCGCUACGCCUUCUUACGGCUGUGUGCCCAAGUUCGAGAGGGCGUACUGCACACGCGCAUCCUUUUAUACCUGCCAGUCUGCUCCUUCGGACGCUUAAACCACGCAUGUACCGGAAUGCGGGCGAGAGCUCAAGGUGCCACUUCUGCAGUCGCCGUGGAAUCGCCCGAGUGAUGAUAUCGUCAUAUCGUAACGAAAACACUCCAGUUGUACUGGGAGCGCGCCACCCUCUGCGCAUUACUUCUAGACAUUCCGAGGCCCGGAAUACAUGCUUUGUGUCACUUUUUCUGAAAUCGAAUUGUGUGAUGAGGUCACGAAGCAGCAAUGUCUCAUGCGCUCUGCGAUUCCACGGCGACUGCAGAAGUGGCACCUUGCGUUCUCUCCCACGUUCCGGUGCGCGCGCGGUUGAAGCGACCGAAUGAGCAGGCUGGCAGAUAAAAAGGACACGCACGCAUAGUAUGCGCUCUCGAACUUAGGCACGCAGCCAUCAGAAGGCGAAGCGAUGCAGUUUAGUCGCCGCUCCCAUGGUCUCUAAAAUUUUGCACUCGACUGUACAUAUGAGGUCUGUUAGAAAAGUAUCCGACCUUAUUU
Molecule: messenger RNA, 2371 nt
Organism: Dermacentor silvarum
Lineage: Eukaryota; Metazoa; Arthropoda; Arachnida; Ixodida; Ixodidae
Exons: 10
Coding region: 100-1554 (484 amino acids)
Source: RefSeq, a predicted model, not a curated record